CCAAGAGACUCAUUGGCCACAAGCUUCUUUUAUUACACACACACAAACACACAGUCUCUCACACUAUACACUUUCUUUCACUUGUCUUUGGGGUCUGUGUCACUCAACCACAGGGUGCAUUUCCUCUGCUUCAACCCUGCAGCAUUAGCCGUUUUAUCACUGUUCUCUGGUGCUGAACAUGGCACAGAUUUUGGCACCCUCUACACAAUGGCAGAUGAGAAUCACAAAACCCUCACAAAAUGCAAGCCCAAUUACUUCAAAAAUGUGGAGUUCUUUAGUGUUGAGACCAAACAAGAAAGUUGGUGCUACCAGCUCUGCCAAAUUUAGAGUGAUGGCAAUCAAGUCCGAUAACAGCACAAUCAACAGGCUAGAGCAGCUACUUAAUUUGGAUGUAUCGCCAUACACUGACAAGAUCAUUGCUGAAUACAUUUGGAUUGGUGGAACAGGAAUCGAUGUGCGCAGUAAAUCAAGAACAAUUCCAAGGCCGGUUGAACAUCCUUCAGAGCUCCCUAAGUGGAACUAUGACGGAUCUAGCACUGGACAGGCACCUGGUGAAGACAGUGAAGUAAUCUUAUAUCCUCAAGCAAUUUUCAAAGAUCCUUUCCGUGGUGGUAACAAUAUUUUGGUAAUUUGCGAUUCCUACACACCACAAGGUGAGCCUAUCCCUACAAACAAGAGACAUAAAGCUGCCGAAAUUUUCAGUAACCCAAAGGUCCAAGCUGAAGUUCCAUGGUAUGGAAUAGAGCAAGAGUACACCUUACUUCAAACAAAUGUGAAAUGGCCUCUAGGUUGGCCUACUGGUGGCUACCCUGGCCCUCAGGGUCCAUAUUACUGUGGUGCUGGGGCUGACAAGUCAUUCGGACGCGAUAUAUCCGAUGCUCAUUACAAGGCUUGCUUAUAUGCCGGAAUUAACAUCAGUGGUACCAAUGGGGAAGUUAUGCCUGGACAGUGGGAGUACCAAGUUGGUCCUAGUGUUGGUAUUGAAGCUGGUGAUCAUAUCUGGUGUUCAAGGUACAUCCUUGAGAGGAUUACUGAACAAGCUGGCGUUGUUCUCUCUCUUGAUCCAAAACCAAUUGAGGGUGACUGGAAUGGUGCUGGUUGCCACACCAAUUACAGUACAAAGAGCAUGAGGGAAGAUGGAGGCUUCGAGGUGAUAAAGAAGGCGAUUUUGAAUCUAUCGCUUCGCCAUGUGGAUCACAUUAGCGCAUAUGGAGAAGGAAAUGAGAGAAGGUUGACAGGAAAGCAUGAAACAGCCAGCAUAGACACAUUCUCUUGGGGAGUCGCUAACCGUGGUUGCUCAAUCCGUGUGGGAAGAGACACAGAAAAGAAUGGCAAAGGUUACUUGGAAGACAGGCGCCCGGCUUCAAACAUGGAUCCAUAUGUUGUGACAGGAUUACUUGCAGAGACUACUCUCCUGUGGGAGCCAACUCUGGAGGCUGAAGCUCUUGCAGCUCAGAAGUUAGCAUUAAAGGUCUAAAUCUAUUCUGAUUGGUGGCAUUCUCGAUGGAGUCGACGCCCGGAAUCUCUUUUGCUUUCCUUUUAGAUUAUUUAUGGUUUUAAUGAACUAAAGAGGUCAUGAGUCUGGGUUAUUGCUUAUCAGAUGAAUGCACAUUGUAUAUUAAGAGUUUCAUUGGAUGCAUUUGUAUUCGGACAAGUUGCAUUAUGCUUGGUUAUGUUUCAGUGUUCUUUA
Molecule: messenger RNA, 1690 nt
Organism: Arachis duranensis
Lineage: Eukaryota; Viridiplantae; Streptophyta; Magnoliopsida; Fabales; Fabaceae
Product: glutamine synthetase leaf isozyme, chloroplastic
Exons: 14
Coding region: 179-1477 (432 amino acids)
Cellular component (GO): cytoplasm
Molecular function (GO): glutamine synthetase activity
Source: RefSeq, a predicted model, not a curated record